CAAAACAUUUUAACAUCUUUAACCCAAUUUUUCAUUUCCUUCCCACAGAUUUUAUUUUUCGUGGGAUAAAAUAAAGAAAAUUUUUUCAUUUUAUUUGAUUUUUAUGGGAAAUUAGUUGUAUGGUGUCAGGGUUAAGUGUCGUCUAAUCGUCAAUUCAAUGCAGUGAAUCAAAAAUUGCAAAGAACUAAUUUGCAAAAAAGUUGAAGAAAAAAAAAAGUCAACCAAAAAUUUUUUUUCUUCUCCUCGUCGAAAAGAAAAAAAAAUUCAGAAACAUGUAAAAAUUAUAAAAAAAACAGGCACGAAUAAAAAAUAAAAAGAAGAAAAACACAAAAAAAAAAAAUCUCCACAUAGUAAAAAAUAAAUAAUAAAUUUUAGAUAAAAAAUUGUUCUUUAACAAGAAUCACCAAAAAAAAUAGUUUUUUUGAUUUUUUGUUUCUGGAGUGUGAAAAAAUUUUUGUCGUGAAAAGUGGCUGAGGCAAAUAACAUAGAUCAGGAAAUGGAAGUUCCUAAGAAUCUUCAAGAUUGCUACUUCUUUUACUAUUCGACAUGCAAGAAGGGCAGCUCAUGUUCUUACAGGCACGAACCAAGUUGUCUUGGUCAUGAAGAAGUAUGCAAGUUGUGGCUUGAAAAUAAGUGCUUCAAUCGUCAGUGCACGAUGCGUCACAUGAAAAUACAGAAACCCCGCUCACAGACAAAAUGCUACUGGGAAGAUCAACCACAAGGUUGUAUGAAGCCACAUUGCGUUUUUCAGCACCGCUUGCCACGUCGUGCUGGUACUGGAGGUGGCAGCAACCAAGGACUCCUCCAAUUGCCGAUGGGUGCACCAGGCGGACUCAUUUUAGUUCCAAGAAUCUUGUAAAAGAUUACAUCUUUGUGUUCUCUGAACUUCCACGCGGAAGAAUGGGAGUUACUAAUUUUUUUUAAUUUAUUUUUAACUUCUGCUUUCACAUGAGAAAUAAUUUUAUUGGAAGUAAGGAAAAUUUAUUAUGGCGCGAACAUUUCUUGUGAGCGUAACUUUCUCACUUAGCGCGCUUUUUGAGCUUAGAACAAAAUAAUUUUUUUUUCUUUGACAUUUUUUAACAUUUGUUAAUUGUACUAAUUAUCAUCACAAAAAUACGAAAAAAAUCCCUCUUUUUUG
Messenger RNA from Chironomus riparius, 1138 nucleotides. Lineage: Eukaryota; Metazoa; Arthropoda; Insecta; Diptera; Chironomidae. The record is from the annotation of a GenBank genome assembly.